Molecule: messenger RNA, 959 nt
Organism: Vitis vinifera (wine grape)
Lineage: Eukaryota; Viridiplantae; Streptophyta; Magnoliopsida; Vitales; Vitaceae
Product: cytochrome b561 and DOMON domain-containing protein At3g25290
Exons: 3
Coding region: 171-908 (245 amino acids)
Source: RefSeq, a predicted model, not a curated record
GCAACAAGUCUAUGAUGGAUCAUCAUAGGCUUGUGCAGUUAUUAAAAAAAGCCCUAGAGCUCAGUGAAAUUUUCUGAUCAUUUCAUGGAUGCUUUGGAGUGGAUUCAAUUUCUGCAUUUUUUUCCGGCAAGUCCAAAACCAUUCAAGUAUCUUCAACCAAGUUAAAGGCCAUGUCCAUGACUUCCCAUAGCCUUAUAAUUCUUGGUUUGUUCUUCUCCCUACCCUCCACCAUUGCCCUCUACCUCACAACCGCAAGAGAGGUGUACGAGCUCCCGACGCCAGCUACUUCUCAGAAGACCGAUACCGGAGUUACAACAGACCUUUCAUGGCAGAGAAGAAGAGUCUGGCAUCACCGGCAUCACCUGAGAAAUGUUCACGGGAUCCUAAACAUCAUAGGAUGGGGCACACUCCUGCCCCUAGGGGCGAUCAUCGCUCGAUACUUCAGAAAAUUCCCCAUGGAAUGCAGUGAAUGGUUCACCCUUCACAUACUGUGCCAAACUCUGGGGUAUCUUCUGGGAUCAUUGGGAUGGGCCAUUGGUAUAUGGCUUGGAAACUCCUCAAUAAACUACACUUUUCACAGUCACCGGGUUCUCGGCAUCAUUAUCUUCACAUUUUCAACUCUCCAAAUGUUUUCUAUUGCUCUGCAGCCGAGGAGAGAAAACAAGUGCCGCAAGUACUGGGAAAUAUGCCAUCGUCUUCUGGGAUAUGUGCUGAUGGUGCUGAUUAUGACCAACAUUUUUGUAGGGAUCAACCAUCAAAGCCCAGCUGCAAAAUGGAUCUGGUUUUACGUGGGAGUUCUUGUGGUUAUGGGUUUGGUUUCCAUCGCAUUGGAAAUCGUCAGAUGGAUUAAGCUUGUACAGAACCAGACUGUGUUGUUGAACAGUAGCAUCUAUGCUGCUAAUUCCUAAUCAAAUGAAAUGAAUUCAAUUCCUCAAGAGAAUUAGAAUUUCCUAUUGUAA